AACCUGUAUUUUUAUGUUUAGAUGUAUCAAAUAAUGGAAUAAAGGAAACAGUAGAGAAUAAACCUGUAUUUGAUCCUGACUUUCACACUGAGCUAAUUAUCAAAGAUGAAUUCGAGGAUUUAGAUUCAGGAGAACACAUGGAUCAGAAAUUUGAUUUUCUGCAAUCUGAACCAAAGAAAUUCAAGAGAGAUAAUGAUGGAUAUCCAUGUAAUGAUUGUGAGUACGUAUCUUCAAGAGCUGAUAAUUUGAAGAGACAUGUUGAAAGUAAACAUGACGGAGUGAAGUAUCCUUGCUCUUACUGUGAGUAUGCUGCCACUUCGGCAAGUCAUCUAAAGAGACAUGUUAAAAGUAAACACAAAGUAGUGAGAUAUCCAUGUGCUCAUUGUGAAUAUGCCGCUACUUCAGCAAGUAACCUGAAGAUUCAUGUUGAAAAUAAACAUAAAGGAGUAAGAUAUCCUUGCUCUUACUGUGAGUAUGCUGCAACUACGGCAGGUCAUCUUAAGAGACAUGUUAAAAAUAAACACGAAGGAGUAAGAUAUCCUUGCUCUCAAUGUGAGUAUGCCGCAACUACAGCAAGUCACCUGAAGAGACAUGUUGAAAAUAAACAUGUAGGAGUGAGAUAUCCUUGUUCUAAAUGUAAAUAUGCCGCUACUACAGCAAGUAGCCUGAAGAGACAUGUUGAAAAUAAACAUGAAGGAGUGAGAUAUCCUUGUUCUCAAUGUGAAUAUGCCGCUACUACAGCAAGUUACCUGAAGACACAUGUUGAAAAUAAACAUGAAGGAGUGAGAUAUCCUUGUUCUCAAUGUGAGUAUGUUGCAACUCAACAAAGUAACCUGAAAAUUCAUGUUGAAACUAAACAUGAAGCAGUAAGAUAUCCUUGUCCUGAAUGUAAAUAUGCUGCAACUCAGAAAGGAGCUCUGAAAAAACAUUUAGAAAAUAAACAUAUUUGAGUUCAGAUAUCUUUAUUCUGAUAAUACUGGCAAGGAAUUGCAUACAAAUUUACCAUGACUGGGGGCUAUCAAACUUUAAUUUUUUUUUGGUUUUGAAUUUGUGGAAACUUAUGUCACAUAAU
Messenger RNA from Eurytemora carolleeae, 1072 nucleotides. RefSeq names its product transcriptional repressor CTCF. NCBI's taxonomy places the organism in Eukaryota, Metazoa, Arthropoda, Copepoda, Calanoida, Temoridae. The transcript has 2 exons. The record is from RefSeq and is a predicted model, not a curated record. The coding region runs from base 138 to 950 and encodes 270 amino acids.